GGCCGCGCGCGGUCAUAGAAGGCGGAGCCGGUGGGGAAAAGGAAAGCGAGAGCGAGCCGCCCGGACCCGGCAGGCGGGCAGCGGUAGCGGCAGCGGCAGCGGCAUUGGCGGUGCACGGUUACUAGAAGAAAUGGCCAAUCAUCGUCCACCAAGUUUUUUUAUAGAAGAACUUAAUGUAUACUGUCAGAAGCACAACAUGGUACUUAAGUAUCAGGAACUGUCUAAGACAGGACCUCCACAUAACUUAAGGUUUAAAUACCAAGUUAUCAUAGAUGAGAGAGAAUAUCCAGAAGCUGAAGGUAAAUCGAAGAAGGAGGCCAGAAAUGCUGCAGCCAAAUUGGCGAUUGAAAUACUUAAUAAAGAAAACAAGGCAGUUAGUUCUGUAUCACUGCCAACAACACAUUCAUCAGAAGGAUUAGGAUUAGGAUCCACUGGGAAUUUCAUAGGCCGUAUCAAUAGGCUUGCCCAGAAGGAACAACUGUCUGUAAAUUAUGAACAAUGUGAAUUGAAAGAACCUGGGCCUGAAAGAUUUCAUUAUAGAUGCAAAAUUGGACAGAAAGAAUACGGUAUUGGUGUAGGUAGUACUAAGCAAGAAGCCAAACAGUCAGCCGCUAAGCUUGCAUAUGAGCAGAUACUUUCAGAGAAAACCUCAAUGAAAGCUGACUCGGUAUUAGCUGGUUCUUUGAUUACUUCGCCUGGUGACUCUGGAAGCAACACUUUGGUGAAAAGCAUAUCUGCUUCUGAAUCACCAUCUGAAAAUGAUUUCUUGGAAAAUUCAUCAGGAGGAAGUUGUGACAGGGGCCGUGUAAACAAUUCUUCAUCUCCUAUGGACAAUGUCAGAAAUAGUGAAAAGAAGGUGAAAAGAAGUUUGGCACCUACAUUUAACUCUCCUGUGACAAAAGACAGCAGGUGUUCUGUGGAACUCAGGUUUACCAGCGAUUUUACAGAAAUAGAACCGAUUGGCUCAGGUGGAUAUGGCCAAGUUUUCAAAGCAAAACACAGAAUUGAUAGGAAGACUUACGUUGUUAAACGUGUUAAAUAUGAUAGCGAGAAGGCAGAGCGUGAAGUAAAAGCUUUGGCAGCUCUCGAUCACCCAAAUAUCGUUCACUACUACAGCUGCUGGUUUGGCGAUGAUUACCAUUCUGUGGACAGCAUUAACACUUCAAGACCAAAGACUAAGUGCCUUUUCAUCCAAAUGGAAUUCUGUGGUAAAGGGACAUUGGAGCAAUGGAUUGACAGCAGAAGAGGCCAGACACCAGACAAACAUUUGGCUUUGGAAUUGUAUGAACAAAUAACAGCAGGUGUGGAUUAUAUACAUUGCCAACAGUUAAUCCAUAGAGACCUUAAGCCAGGUAACGUGUUUUUGGUAGAUACAAAACAAGUAAAGAUAGGAGACUUUGGACUUGUGACAUCCCUGAAAAAUUACGCAAAUCGGACAAGGAAUACAGGAACUCUUCGGUACAUGAGCCCAGAACAGAUUUCUUUACAAGAAUAUGGAAACGAAGUGGACAUCUUUGCUUUGGGGCUAAUUCUCGCGGAACUCCUUUACAUAUGUCCCACUGUUUCAGAAACAUUACAGAUUUUUAAAGAGCUAAGGGACGGCAAGUUCUCAGAUGUAUUUGAUGGCAGAGAAAGAGAGUGCACAGAGGAGGGCAGAGACAGAGAGAGACAGAGAGAAUCCCAAAGAGAUUUUUUGCCCAAUCUGGACUUUCAUUUAAAUGGAAUCAUACAAUAUGUGGUCUUUUCCAUUUAGCAGAAUGGUUUUGAGGUUCAUCCAUGUUGUGGCAUGGAUCAGGACCUCCUUCCUUUUUAUGGCCAACUAAUAAUCAAUUCUAUGGCUCUGUCACAAUUUAUUUAUCCAUUCAUCAGUUGAUGGACAUUUGGGUUGUUUCCACUUUCCUGCUAUUAUGAACAAUGCUACUAUGAAUAUUCAUGUGCAAGUUUUAUGUGGAUGUAUGUUUUCAUUUCUCUUGGGUAAAUACUGGGAGUGAAAGUGCUGGGUUAUAUUGUAACCCUUUCCUCAUAACUUCACGUAUUGAAAUGACACUCAGAAUCAAAUUCAGUGUGACUUCAUCAUGUUCCACUGUCCCCCACCCAGAAUGGAACUGUUUCCUAGUUCUGCUCUUGUCCAGUGCCUCAGUAUUAUGCUUACCAAUUUGCCUUGGGAGCUCAGUUUUUCUUGUGCGGCUCUUUCAAUGAAUUUAAAGCAGGGACAGGCUCUCUCAUUUUUGUUUACCCCAAGGCAGUGAGCCUACUGACCUGCAUAAAGCAGGAACUCUGUAAGUGCUUUUGAAUCGGUGGGAAAUAAAAGUAUUAAGGAUUUCAUACGCUUGAUCCUACAAAAUGUGUCUAAUACUAAAUAAUAAUGUUCACUUUCAAAUUUCAACAGUUAAAUGGCAAAUAACACUAAAAGUAUUUAAGGGAAACAAAUUUUGUAUAUUAAAGUCUAUUCAUUUUGAACUGUAGAAGCUCCAGUAUUUUGGAUUUAUAUUUUAGGAAAAUGAAAGACUUUAGAAAUUAUAGAUUGGACUUUGAAAAUAAACAAAGCACUCAAAAAAAAAAAAAAGAAAAGGAAACAAAGCACAAUAUAAAUAAAAGUAAAUGACAACACGACAUAUGUUUCAAAUUUUACAUAAAUUUCACUGAAGCAAAUUCAAAUUCCCUAAAGCAAAUUUAAAAAUUCUAAUGUUUUGCUUAUCUUGGUUUUCAUUAUUGUCUAGUUUUGAAAUCAGUAAAGGCUUAUGUUAAUAAAAAUAAUUUUUUACUCAUA
This is a messenger RNA of Neofelis nebulosa (Clouded leopard), 2770 nucleotides long. It is a transcript of the gene EIF2AK2, whose product is annotated as eukaryotic translation initiation factor 2 alpha kinase 2. The record is from RefSeq and is a predicted model, not a curated record. The transcript is spliced from 16 exons. Lineage: Eukaryota; Metazoa; Chordata; Mammalia; Carnivora; Felidae. Gene Ontology annotation, molecular function: double-stranded RNA binding; ATP binding; protein kinase activity. Gene Ontology annotation, biological process: protein phosphorylation. The coding region runs from base 131 to 1753 and encodes 540 amino acids.